AUUUUGUGCCACAGUUAAUUAGCUAUAGGGAGACCUUGCUAGUCAACGUCCACUCGGUUGUAAGUUGUGACACCAGAAGCGAUGAAACGUUCGAUUGAAGAUGACUCUGAUGUGGACUCUUGCCUUAAGCGUGAUAGACAAGAAUGGCCAGCUGCAGAAGCUGCUAUGGCUGCAGCUAGGAGCUUCAUAGAAGAUGCCGCAAAGACAAAUGGAUCCGUUCUGCUCUGCCCGGACAAAGACGCUGAUGGGUUGUCUGCAGGCGUCAUCAUGUACCGAACACUUACACGACUUGGACUGGAUCCUUCACAAAUACAGGUUCACUUGCUGAGCAAAGGGACCUCGCUAUUCUCUGAAACUGAGCGCUCAUCUAUAUCUCAAAAGGCGCCUGGACAUAUUAUUGUACUUGACCAGGGCUCUUGUCGAGCGCCUGCGCUUCUACAUGGUGUCCCGACACUCAUCUUGGAUCACCAUUACUCUACAGCCUUUCCAGACGAUGCUGUGAUUUGUAGUGCGGCUCUUCAUGAACCCAUCGCCACAACGGCUCUGCUCACAUACGAAUUAUGCAGUGCUUAUUGGAGCGACGCAAUAGAUGGCAUUGGAUAUCUCGCUGUGAUUGGGACUGUCGGUGAUCUUGGUGCUAGCGUGAAGUGGACAGCACCAUUCCCGUCGCACCUCGGUCUGCUGGCCAAAGAACUCGGACGCAAAAACUUCACCGAUGCUGUCGGACUGAUUAACGCCCCUCGCCGCAGUUCAGCUUACAAUGUUUCUGAAGCCUGGUUAUCGCUCCUCACAACCGAAGCCCCGAGUCAAAUUCUGCACUUUUCCACCAAUGUGCACCUCGGAAGUCUUGUGACGGCUCGAGACGAAGUCGCCGACGAAGUUGACCGCGUAGGCCGCACAGCACCUCUUUGGUCGCAAGACAAGCGUACUGCUUGCUUUGUGAUCUCAUCUCCCUGCCAAGUUCAUCCUCUUGUGGCAACACGCUGGUGUUUUCUACAUUCGAAAGAUUUGGAAGUCGUCAUGUGUGCCAAUAAAGGCUAUAUGAAGGGCAAAGUCCAUUUUUCAUGUCGUAUUCCCAAACACCGGCGUAAAGAUGAUGGAACCGCGAACGCAGUCAAUCUGCAAGAAAUUCUGAAAGGUUAUGCCAAGCUGGAUGAUGAGUUGUGGAACAAACUCAGGAUAGGACAAGGCGGUAGCUUUGCCCAGGGACACCGCGAAGCAAGUGGCGGCGUAUUGGACCUUGCCACCUGGGAUAUGCUCUACGCGGCCAUGGGCAUCGGUCAAGCGACGCGAAGAAAGGUCAACCAACCGGUACCGGUGCAACGGAACACUUUGACAAAUUAUUUUGGCAAGCUCGAUGCGAAUACCACGGCAGAAGCAGUCACAUCGGACGUUCCUGGGGAAGAUCUCCGAGCGCCAUGA
This is a messenger RNA of Protomyces lactucae-debilis, 1422 nucleotides long. RefSeq names its product DHH family protein. The record is from RefSeq and is a predicted model, not a curated record. Bases 82 to 1422 code for a protein of 446 amino acids. The transcript has a single exon. Lineage: Eukaryota; Fungi; Ascomycota; Taphrinomycetes; Taphrinales; Protomycetaceae.